UGGCAAUCACAAGACGGCCAGAGGAGCGCAGUCGAUGCACGGCGGCAGCAGCAGGCCGCAACCUUCUUCUUCUUCAUUUUUAUUUUUUUCAUUUAUUGAAUUGUUUUAGCCUCGCAGUGCAACCGCCGUGCAAUAAUGUGCAACGAACAGCGGCUGCAUUGCGCUUCUGUUCACGCGCAUUAGCACGCUCGUGUUUACGCUCCAACGUCGAGUCUCCCCCUCCUCCGCCUCCUCACCUCUCUCCCAUCCCUCCUCACUUGUUUUCUUCUUCCUAGCUGGGGGCACCGAAGGGAAGAGCGGGGGGGCGGGGGGGAGAGAGAGAGAGAAGAAAGUCCAAAUGCGUGAGGUCAGCAGCGUAGCAUGAGUCAACCUCGGAGAUGUGUGCAGUCAUCAUCGCGGGCCUGCCGCCGCUGGCCGCACGAGAGAGCUAUCCAGCGCGGCUGAGCGGCUCCUCACAGGUGUCGCCCAUGAAUGAGAAAAACACAGAGACUUCUUCAGAUCUUUUCACCCACGACUGGAGAUUGUGAAGAACUUCAGAGGGAUUUGUUUUUUUAUUACUGUGAAUGAUACAGAAGACUUUUUCUGUUUUUUUUUUUUCUUUAAGUCAAAAGAACAUUCUGGAUAGGCCUGGGUUGGAGCGAUUCCCUGCUUCGGCCCAUUCAUGCUCGUCAUGAGCGUACCCGCCCAGCAGAAACCCAGCGCUAAGAGAACGGGCAAACGCAUCACGUUCUUCAGCGACCAACCAGGAGACCCAAUGAAGGAGACGUCGCAGCAUCCCGACGGGGCGUACUUCGUCCCCGGUGGCACCGCCGCCGCCUCGGAGUCCGGGCAAAGCGAGGCAGCGAGUACAGUGACCUCCAACCCAGAGGCUCCUCACAUGUACUUCAACUCUGUGAUCUUCAGCCCAGAUAAGGGUGACCAGAACAGGGGCCACUAUCAGCAGACGGUGCCGAUGAAGUGGGCUCACCCCGAGCCUGGUCAGCAGCAGCAGCAGCAGCAGAGAGCUGCCUCUUGGGCUGCCAUACCUAACUGGCCGCCGGCUUUUCCGAAUCUCACAAGGACCCAGAAUGCGUUCGCGAAGGCGAUGCACGAGACUCCCCCCGGCUUGCAGCUGCAUCAGCAGCCAACGAACGCUGUGAAGUCUCGAGCUCUGGAGUGGGAACAGCAGCAGCAGACAUCCCAAAUCUUUCAGGAGACGUUGAAACCAGGGGCGCUGAACGCCCAGCAGCAGAGUGCCCCCCACCCCGGAGGAAGCUCCGUCUUGCAGUCCUUCCAGCUGGCCUUCGGUCAGCCCAAACAGCACCUGCCCGCUUAUUACCAGACCUUCCAAGGGAGCAGGAACACACUACCGAACCCUCCAAACUACUCAAAUUCGAAACAGUCUUCGCUUCAUCUUCAGCAGCUGCAGAAUCAAGAGCAAAUGCAACGGCAGCAGCAGCAUGUCAUCCAGCAGCAAAUUCAACAGCAUCAGCAAAUCAUCCGGCAUCCGCAUGUCCAGUUACAGCAGCAGCAGUUACACCAUGAGCAGCAACAAAAGAUGCAACAACAGCGGCAACAGCUCCAGAUUCAGCAGCAAAUGCAACAUCAGCAGUCGCAACAACAAAACCCCCAUGUGCUAGACUGUUUCUCUGCAGCACAAAACGCACACCCGCACCCGCAGCCUGUCGUUGUGCACUCGCAGGAGUCCACCGCUCCGGCUCCGCCAAAGAUCCAGGAGCCGCUGAUCCAGGACAUCACGCCAGAACCCCAGCAGCAGCCGUCCGAUCCCCUGCAGGCUCCCCCACCGCCCGAGCCGUCGUCGCAAUCGCAGGCGCAGCUCCGCAGAUCGCGCCGGCUCUCCAAGGAAGGUGGGGCGCCGUCUGACAACCCUUUCCUUUGCGGGCCCUCGGAUCAGUCGGGCCCGGAGAACGGGGCCCGUGACGUCCAGGCGGCGCCCACGGGGGUCAUCCAGAGCACGCGCAGGAAGCGCCGGGUGUCCCAAGAGGUCAACCUGGAGAUGCUCGCUCAAGAGGCUUCAGAAAGGAAGUCUCCUUCACUAAGCAAGGAGCCUCACAGGCCGUGGAGUCCCGCCGAACCGGAGAGCAUCACCUCCAAGCGGUCCCGAGACGACAGCCUCCUUCCGCUCGUCAUCCCCGUGUCCGUCCCCGUUCGGAGACAGGACCCCUCGUCUCCGGAUAGGGACGGAGCAGCCAUGGCAAUCAGCUGGCCUCACCGGCCUCCUAACCACCAGGACCUGGAGCGAGCCGAUCACAAACCCUCGGUCAUCGUCACCCGCAGACGCUCGCUCCGAAACUCCUUAUCAGAAAGUUCAGAGCAGAACGACGGCACAGAGGGACAGAGGGACGACGACGGCAAGAAGUCCAAACGGCGUCCCAGACCGGAGCCUCUCUUCAUCCCGCCGCCCAAACCGAGUUUAUUCAUCGCCCCGCCCGUCUACUCCAGCAUCACGCCCUACCAGAGCCACCUUCGCUCCCCCGUUCGCCUCGCAGACAACCCGAUCACGAUGCCCCCGUACACGCCUCCGCCGAUCCUCAGCCCCGUUCGGGAGGGCUCGGGCCUCUACUUCGCCACCUUCCUCUCGUCGGCCGCAGCCAGUGGCCCGGGCUUGCCCCCUCCCGCGACUCCCAAGUCAGCCACUCGCAGCUUGUUGCGUUCCAACAGCUGCGACAUCACGCCACCGGUGCUGUCCGCCAUGAGUGAGACCACGCCGGUCAGCAUCGAGCCACGAAUUAAUAUUGGGUCGCGGUACCAAGCGGAGGUGCCAGAGCUGAGGCAGAGGUCAGCCGUCGAACUGGAUCACCAUCGAGCCGAACUGGUUUGGGCUCCACCGUCCGAACUGGAGGGGAAACCAGACUUCCAGGACAAGGUGGAAGACCUCAUGCACCUGGCCUGUUCCAGUGUUUUAUACGGAGGAGGCACCAACCAGGAGUUAGCACUCCAUUGUUUAUACGAGUCCAAAGGGGACAUAAUGGCUGCUCUGUCUCUGCUGAUGCUGAGGGAUCCAAUCUUCCCAAAGACACAUCAUCUAUCCAGCUACCAUUACUCGGGAUCAGACAGCUGGACGGCAGCUGAGAGGCGUCUGUUCAACAAAGGCAUGGCCACGUGUAAGAAGGACUUUUUCAUGGUGCAAAAGCAGGUGACGACCAAGACCGUGGCGCAGUGCGUGGAGUUCUACUACACGUACAAGAAACACGUGAAGAUCGGCCGCAACGGAGCGCUGACCUACGGCGAGAACGAGCCUCCGGAGAGCAGGACGGCAGAGGAGGAGCAGGACCACAAGGCCGCUCAGAGACUGGAGCCGCAGCAGCAGCAGCAGGAGGAAGAGGACAGCAGGAAGUGGGACGGUUCAGCUGACAGGAAACAGGAUGUCUGUCCCACCAGGGUGACACACACGCUGCCGUCCACUGAGAAUCUUGCGACAGUCCUCAUCAUGAAGAGCCAGGCGGAGGUGGGAAGGGAGCAGCCGGUGUCCAGGGUCAUCCACCACACCCAGCCGCCCCAGACCAAACCGCGCUUCGACGGCAACGGGCGCCGGCCGAGCCCCCCGUCGGUCAACAAGGCCUCGGCGGGGCAGGAGGGCGAGUUCCCCUGCAAGAAGUGUGGCAGGAUUUUCUACAAGGUGAAGAGCCGCAGCGCCCAUAUGAAGAGCCACGCGGAGCAGGAGAAGAAGGCGGCGGCGCUGCGACAGAAGGAGGCGGAGGAGCGCGCCGCGGCCAGGGCGGCAGCCGAGGCCGCCGCCGCCGCCCUGGCCGCGCGGCACCAGAACGGAACGCGGCAGGCGGUCGGCGACAGCGCCAACGACGACUCCUCCGGCGGCGAGGACAGCGACGACGACGACGACUGGCAGAAUUAGGGUGGAGAGGCAGAGACCCUCUGCACCCCUCCUUUUUUUUUAUUUUAUUUUUUUACAAACCGCCGUUGCUCGGCUACGAUCACCGCUGAAACUUCAGCGAGCGUCUGGAUUUGUUGGGUUCUUCCCAAAGCUCCCUUUCACUCAGCUUUUCCAAGAGUGGUGCCUCUCUCGCUCACAGGGCUCGGUGAAAUCAAAGCCAUGCGUCGUCCUGUUGGAUUCCCAGCCGCCGCCGCCUUCCUCCGCACUUUGAGUCCCGCCUCCCGCUUUGCUCCGACAGGCGCGUUGGAUCUCCCCUUCCGUCUUCUGUUUUCCUUUCACCCCCAGCUCCUCUUCGGACCUCAGUCGACCGAUAUCCGACAGUCGAGGGUGAAGUGGGAAAGAAAGGCUGCUUCCUGGGACGGACGGAUGGCGUGUUGUUCAGACUGUUGUUGUUGACACUCCGCUGCACUAACAGCUGCCAAAAGUGGGGUUUUUUUUAAGCAUGAAAUGGGUUCUGUCUGUUUAUCCGGGCUUUUGGUUCUGUGAAUCCCCCGUCAUCAAAGUCCCUUUUUUUUUCUUUUUUUUUUUAAAAUAAAACCUGCUCUGUUCCUCACUGUUUUAUGCCUUGGAUGUUAUGACAGUUUUAUUUGAAAAUGACAAUCAAUUUUACUCUGUUGGUGUUUUUUAUGGACGUGUAUAUAAGCAGGUCAACUUCCCCCCCCACCUCUUUUUCUCUGUAGUUCUAUGUGGUUCUUGUUGUUUUUGUGAAUAUUAUUAAUUAUUAUUAAUAUUAUUAUUAACAUUAUUAUUAUUAUUCUAGUUUUGGCUGCAGUAUUGUCGAGCGCUUUUUUAAAAGAUUUUCUUUUUUUUUUUAUUUAAACAAAAACAAUUGCUCUUUGCUACCUGUUUAUAACUGUGAUUCUGUUUUUGUUUUUUUUUUAAUAACUAUUUUUUUUGUUCUUUCAUUGGGAGCCAAGAAAUGAAGAAAAGGCAGAAGCGUAUGUGCAAUAGAACAAGUUACCCCCUCUCGCUCCGCAACACGGUGUUCUCUGUCAGCUCAGCAGCAGCUGCUCCGGAUGCCUCGCUGUCGGCUCCGACAACCGGCCCAGUCCAAACCUAACACCGCGCUCCAGUAUUUACGGCAUGACAUUGGCUUUCACAAUGUGUGCUUCUGUUUUUGUUUUUUCUUUGUUCUUAAUUGUGAGCGAGAUGGUCUGUCGGUAAAGAUACCUCAGUAUGGCAGUAUUUACACGAGAAAUCUUUAGACUGUAACGUAUAACAUGUUUGAAACAAAUUGCUAAUGCCACGUUUAGCAUCAGCUCAUCUUUAUUUUGAUUCGGAUACACAGACGUUGGCAAAAAAAGAAAUGCACGUCGGCUAGUUUUCUAGUAAACGCCACAUGGAUGGGAGCCGUCUGUCAGUAAACCGUUUGCGUUCAUCAACAGCCGAGCUUUUUGCAAAAGUAGUGAUUUGCAGUAAUUGAUCAGAUUUUUAUUCCGAACUAAUGGUUCUGCCUCCUGCUUCCUACCUCAGCUUUGUAGCCGUUCCACAGACUGUUAACAGUAAGAUCAUUUCAGCAAAAAAAUAAAUGAAAAUUUGUAAUCCUUUUUUUCUUUAGUCCCAUCUAAUCUGAGCUCAGAAUUGAAACGUGAGUAAAAAGUGAUUUGACUUUUUUUUUUUAAAUGGAGCUUUUCCAUUGUUCUUGUUAUGGAUUUAGAUAUUGAUAUUUCACUCCUUUUUGUUCUCUCUCUCUCUCUGUCUUUGUUAUUUCUGAUAAAAUCUCAAGCGUUCCUUACAAAGGCUUGUUUUCCACGCUCUCUAAAAGCCUGUUGAUGGCAGGAAAUCAUUUACUGACAAACAGUAGAUUCCGAUCUAGACGGCCGAACUAAAAUCUCUGCUUGCUCUUAAUAUUUUAACAUUAGAACGCGUCGAUUGCCAAGACUAGAUCUCUUCUAAGACGGGAGAUAAAUCGGUGUCUGCCUUUGGAUAUUUGCUCUGAGAUUCCAGAUUUGGCUGAAAAAGCUGUUCAGAUGACAAUUUGUCAUUUAUUUUCCCCCCAAUUAUUAGUGUUACAUUGUCUUUUAGAUGCUGAUAUAAAGAGAAAGUUUUUAUCUUUCGAAGCAGACUGUUUGCAUCUGUGAUUCCUCUGUUCCUCGUUGGACCAUUGCGACCGUGACUCAUCUGUUGCUACAUAUCCCAGUGUUGAGCCCCUUUUUAGCCCGGAGCCGUCGAAGCAACAAAUAGGUGAAAAGGUUGUUUUCCUUGAAAAGGACAAACUGGAGAAAGGAAGGAAGGAAGGAAGGAAGGAACGUUGAGUGGGGAAAGAGUCAAAAACAGGCAGAAUCAGCUCUGCUCACUCUACGAGUUCGAAUCUGCGUCUAUGCACAGGCUGUGUGUGCGCGAGUGUGUGUCUGUAGCAUCCUGUUAGCGGUGUGCGUGUAUGAGUUCUGCGAGGUCAAAUGUUUGACUGCAGUACCAGUAACAAACAAACAAACAAACAAAAAAAGGGUUUUUGCAGACUGUUCACGUUUGGUAUGUUAAUUUAUAUCUUUUUAUUUGGGCUCGUCUCAAGGUUCUCGUUUGGGUUUCGGGUGGGGAGGGGAGCGAUGUUGCAAAAACAAAGCAAAAAAAAAAAAAAGGUUUCACAGAAGAAUUUUUACGGAUGGAAGUGGAGGCCACUGACACUUCUCGUUUCGUCCGGCUGGUUGAGGGGGGGGGAAACAAAUUUCCGAAGAAAAUGUUUAUUUAGCUAAAGAUUGGAAAUAUAUAAUAUGAACGGAAUUCUAUGUUUGCAUACUUUUUAUGCUAUUUUCGUAUAGGGUUCACACUAAUGAUAAAAUCAGAAAGGAAUCUCAAGUGCUUUUUACUACGGUGUAACUUAUUUGUGUUGAUUUGAUUUUUACCACCUGUGUUUUUAGUAAUGAUUUCUGGAAGCACUGUAUAUUAAAGGUUCAAAACAUUC
Messenger RNA from Poeciliopsis prolifica (blackstripe livebearer), 6794 nucleotides. RefSeq names its product mitotic deacetylase associated SANT domain protein b (gene mideasb). NCBI's taxonomy places the organism in Eukaryota, Metazoa, Chordata, Actinopteri, Cyprinodontiformes, Poeciliidae. The record is from RefSeq and is a predicted model, not a curated record. Gene Ontology annotation, molecular function: transcription corepressor activity. Gene Ontology annotation, biological process: negative regulation of DNA-templated transcription; regulation of transcription by RNA polymerase II. Bases 662 to 3853 code for a protein of 1063 amino acids. The transcript has 13 exons. Gene Ontology annotation, cellular component: histone deacetylase complex; transcription regulator complex.